UCGCAAUCUUUAUUUAGAAAACUUAAGUAGUAAAUAAACACGUAUUAUGUCGUUUAAUAAUUCAAAAGAUCGCCAUGCCGAAAGUAUCAAGCUCUAAAGCUGAUUUACUUAAGAAAUGGAUAAAUAAUGCUAAACAUUUAUCCACUGAUGGAACAGUUGUAUACUGUAACGCCUGUUCAAAGCAAGUAUCCUCAAACCAGAAAUUUCAAAUCGAUCAACACCUAGCUACAGCUAUUCACAAGGAAAUGGAGAGUCGAUUUAACGGGAAAGUACAACAAACGUUUGGUUCAACUGCAUUAUGUGGCAGCUCCCAACAAAACGAGGAUUCUAAAAAUGAAUUUUAUUUUGAUUUAAGCAACUCCAUGGCACAAUCAAACAUACCAUGGAAUAAAUUAGAACAACCGGCGUUCCGUAAAGUUUUAGAAAAAUAUUGUAACCGCCAUAUCCCAAAUGAAUCCAUAUUGCGCAAAAGCUAUUUGAAGAAAUAUACUUGUUGAAUCAUAGAAAAGGUGAUUGAAGAACAAAGUCUUAUUUCUGGAGAAAUUGGAAACAAAAUUAGGGUUAAAUGGGAAAGUCUUUUAUCUCGCAAUCCUGGAUACCAACAAGUAAAAAAUGUUUGUUACAUUUUGAGAGGACAGAACCAAAGUGAUCCGGAUAUUAAAAUGAAGCCUUCAGACAUAGCUUCCUUGAAAUUUGCGCCGUUCACAUCAUGUGAUGUGGAGCGUUCAUUUUCGGCUUUUAAAAAUUUAUUAACAGACAAACGCCAUAAUUUAGGCAUGGAUAGUAUUAACCAGUUAUUAGUUUUAUACUGCAACAAUAUCGUUUAACUUUUUGUGUGUGUUAGUUUGGAUUAGUAAUGUACUGUUCAUUACAGAAAAACCUAUUUUGUUUUGUUGACUUUUAGUCGAAUAUUAAUUGAUAUGAUAUAUUUUUUAUUAUAUUAAACAUA
Acanthoscelides obtectus is the source of this 949-nucleotide messenger RNA. Lineage: Eukaryota; Metazoa; Arthropoda; Insecta; Coleoptera; Chrysomelidae. The record is from the annotation of a GenBank genome assembly.